ACCGAGGAGGACGUGACUCGGAGCUGCCUCCGCUUUCUCCAAGCCAUAUUCCUUUAAGAUGAUGUAAUAGUCAUUUCCCUGGAUGGUUUUUUGCCUGCACUGCUGAAACAACAGCAGUCCGACUGCACUGGGAACUGUGGAACCGCCCAGCUCCGUCGCCCGCCUUAUCAGCCAGAGCCCAGGAUCUACCGGCAUCUCCGUGCUUCGGCGGCACCAGCUCCCACCCGCUCCACCGGCUUCCACCACCUCCCACCGUCUCCCAACGGCUUCCAACGGCUUCCAACGGCUUCCAACGGCUUCCAACGGCUCCCAACGGCUCCCACCAGCUCCCACUAGCUCCCACCUGCUCCCACCUGGCUGGGAACAUGGGAGCCCCUUCGCCCUUGCCCUCAGGUGGGAUGGCUACCUGGGACCGCAGCAGGGCACCUCUUUCUGCCUGCGUCUGGGCUUUCUGAAAAGCUACUAAGUCCUGGUACCUCUUGCAACUAACUCGCUUCUGUUUGAAGGAUUCUUGUUGAGGCUUUGAUUUUUUUUUUUCCCUUUCUGGAGACGCUUUGGUUGAAUAUUUGCCUCUGCUUUUCAACCCAAUCACCUCUUACCACUGUUUAACUUUUUUGUGACUUGCUUUAAUGAGAUUAAAAGUGAAUAUAUAUGUUCAUACAUGCAAAUAUACAUUUAUAUAAAAAUAUAAUCUUUUCUGAGAGCACACCUCUCUACACCUCUCUGGCACUUUUCAUUAAUAGGCUCCAUGUGGCUGUGCAUUCUGACUGCUUUGAAAAUGGGCAUUUCUUCACAGGACUGAGUUUCCAGCACUCAAUGAGACAGAUCUCUGACUAACUGGGACUUGGCCUGCCUUCUCUACUGAGCCUGGGGGAAGAUCAAAUGGAGAUGAGUUGAUUAUAUUCCAUGAAGUAAUAGCUUACCACCAGCCAGGGUUUAAACUACUUCACCUGUGGACUCUUCUGAAUUUUGCUUUCUUGGGGAAAAAUACGGGGUUAGGGGAGGUCAUUUUUAAUACGUGUGCAUCCUUCUCCCUCCCUAACAAGUUGAUGUGAAGGGUAAGGCUGUGCGUUCUUGGGAUUGCACCUUCAACUCAGAAUAGGAGGAAGAAGAAAGGGACAAUGGCUCUGAGUGGAAACUGUAGUCGUUAUUAUCCUCGAGAACAAGGGGCCACAGUCCCCAACUCCUUCCCCGAGGUCAUGGAGCUGAAUGUUGGGGGACAAGUUUAUUUCACUCGCCAUUCCACAUUAACAAGCAUCCCUCACUCCCUUCUGUGGAAAAUGUUUUCCCCAAAGAGAGACGUGGCUCAGGAUCUGGCCAAGGACUCCAAGGGAAGGUUCUUCAUCGACAGAGAUGGAUUCUUGUUUCGUUACAUCCUGGACUAUCUCAGGGACAGGCAGGUGGUCCUGCCUGAUCACUUUCCAGAAAGAGGAAGACUGAAAAGAGAAGCUGAGUACUUCCAGCUUCCAGACUUGGUCAAACUCCUGACCCCUGAUGAAAUCAAGCAAAGCCCAGAGGAAUUCUGCCAUAGUGACUUUGAAGAUGCCUCCCAAGGAAGUGACACAAGGAUCUGCCCCCCUUCCUCACUGCUCCCUGGCGACCGCAAGUGGGGUUUCAUUACUGUAGGUUACAGGGGGUCCUGCACCAUGGGCAGAGAGGGGCAGGCAGAUGCUAAGUUUCGGAGAGUUCCCCGGAUUUUGGUUUGUGGAAGGAUUUCCUUGGCAAAGGAAGUCUUUGGAGAAAGUUUGAAUGAGAGCAGAGACCCUGACCGCGCCCCAGAAAGGUACACUUCCAGAUUUUAUCUCAAAUUCAAGCAUCUGGAAAAGGCCUUUGAUAUGUUGUCAGAGUGUGGAUUCCACAUGGUGGCCUGUAACUCCUCAGUGACAGCAUCUUUUGUCAAUCAAUAUACAGAUGACAAAAUCUGGUCAAGCUACACCGAAUACGUCUUUUACCGUGAGCCUUCUAGGUGGUCAUCCUCCCAUUGUGAUUGCUGCUGCAAGAAUGGCAAGGGUGACAAAGAAGGGGAGAGUGGCACAUCUUGCAAUGACCUCUCCACCUCCAGCUGUGACAGCCAGUCUGAGGCCAGCUCUCCCCAGGAGACGGUCAUCUGUGGGCCUGUGACACGCCAAACCAACAUCCAGACUCUGGACCGCCCCAUCAAGAAGGGCCCUGUGCAGCUGAUCCAACAGUCAGAGAUGCGGCGGAAAAGCGAUCUGCUCCGGACUCUGACUUCAGGCUCCAGGGAGUCAAACAUGAGCAGCAAAAAAAAAGCUGUCAAGGAGAAGCUCUCAAUUGAGGAAGAGCUAGAGAAAUGUAUCCAGGAUUUCCUCAAGAUCAAAAUUCCAGACCGGUUCCCUGAGAGAAAACAUCCUUGGCAAUCUGAACUGUUAAGGAAGUACCAUCUAUAGGGCAGGGCUGGGGGGGUGGGAAGAGCUACAAACCGUGUAAGCAUUUUGAAGUCAACAACCUAAAUGAAAUUCGUAUUUGCAAAGAAAAACAACAACUGACAAUACACAUUUGUUAGAACACAAUGCCCACUGAUAUACUACUGCCUAUUUACCUGAUUCACCUUAACACGUAAAUUCACAGGGUAGAUUUCUUUCCAGGCGUGGAAGUAUAAGAAAACCUUUUUUUUUUGGCUUGUUUGUUUGUUUUGUUAACUUGGUCCCAUGUGCUGACCACCUUACAUAUAACGAGAACCAGCUCCAGGAGAGUAGCUGAGGGGCCUUGGAAUCAUUUCCCCAAGACUGGUUUUUCUUUCAUCUUCUACCUCCCUCCUUUGAAUGGGAACAUGGCAGAAAGAUAUCUGGCCUAAUGGCAUAUGUUGGAUUGUUUUCAUUUCCUUUUCCAGUUCUUAAUGGGGGAAGGGGGGAUGGCAGAUUUCUAUGGCUUUUCAGUCCAAUCUAUGACAUAGCAGUUUCUGUGGACUCUGUAUGCGUGAGGGUUUGUGCAACACAAGUACAAAGAAGUAUGUAUACAGGCACACAGCGCACAUGACCCCAGAGCCCAGACGGGAGAUGGGGUACGCCUACUCCCAGCAGCACUGUCUCAGAGCCCCUCACACAGAGGAGCCUCUGCUCUUUUCUUAAAACCCUUCUGUGUUAAGAUUUCCCAGCCUCUCUUGGCAACACUUUCUAGCAUCAUCCAGAAAUAACCCUCAGCAUCCAGAAAUCAUUUUAUUUCAAAAUUAAUACCCUCAGGCUCCAUUUUACUAAGUUGCUCUUUCUCUGCAAUCAGAGGGAGUGAGAAGAGCUAGUCAAACAUCUUUUGUAUUAAACAAACAUUCAUAUCCACAAAAACCCCUACUCAAUGGCUGCACACUCAGCCUUCCCUACCCAGUGUUUUUCACAGUGUGGCCUUUGUCCAUGGUCCACAUUAAAUUCUAUGCACUCCCAGGUAAUUGUGGAAGCAAGAACACCACACAGUUCACACUUGAAUCAGGGUCCAGUCUUUUGCUUGUUUAAGAGGGAGUUGUAAUCUAACUCCUCCUAGUAAUCACUCCUAAGCUCACACACCUGCAGUGCAACACUGCUGCUUUCCUGUAAACAGCUGUGUGUGCGCUGGGAUUCUGGGACUUGGCUGUGUCCAUACGAGGACUGGCUGUCGUUGCUCUCAUGUCUAAACAAAUCCACUAGAUAACUGGAGCUCCAAAGCUGAGGUUUUGACUUUCUAAACUAUUUUUUGUGAUUGCAUCCUUGACCUUUAUAGACACAGCCAAAAAUAAACUGUUAAUAGCCACCCAGCCAUGUGACUCUGAGUCUAUUAAUGCACCAAUAGCUUUUCCGCGUAGACUUGUGGUAAAUGAAGAUUAAGAGACAAGAUUUUAUUUUUGGCAUUCCUCAUGCAUUUCAGUGGGAACUGAAAAAUAAUUGGUCAACAUUAUUUUUGUGCCAAGUACUCCUAAUGUUUUAAAUGGUGUGUUUGUAUGUCUGUGUAUGUAUCACAGGUAAUAAAGGCAACUGGAUGAUGUCUGUAGGGGGGAAAAUAAUGACCAAUUGCUUCUUUUGGAAAUCUCUUAUUGUUACCUUUUUAUUAUGUUAGAGGCUCUGUUCUGGUUCCUAUUAUUAGUGCCCAUUAGCAUAGGCCUUUCUUUCUGAAUUCUUGCCUUUACGCCUGUGCAACAGACUCAGCCAGUGUUUCCUUGUUGUGGUGAUUUGAAUAGAGUAUAAAGUUUUACAUAAGUGCAAUAGAAAGGGUAUUGGGGAGUUGAGUUGUCAAGAGAAUUAUGAUUAAUGAAUUUAAGUGUUUUUCCUUUUAUACAUCCAUAUAUUAGCAGACAUUUGCUGUUAAUUGCAACAUAGCUUUGCAAAGCUUACCAAAUAUGUCUUCAUUAUUUUCAAUGCUUCUUAACAACACAUCAAAAUACCAUCCUAUUCAUAAUAAUGGAUCCUGCAAAGAAUCAAAGAACUUAAUAGGUCAAGAAAAAGUUGAAUUUGAUGAAAAUACCCUCAAAUUUACUUUAGUCAAAUGACUCUUGUGACUAUCCUAGAAGUGUUGUCAGAGUCAGGCUUACACAAAGUGACCAGGGUCCCAGCCUCCUCCAACUUCAGACCCGAAUUUAAUGGCAUCAAGAUGAAGACACCCUCGUAGGAAGUGGAGAACUAAUGUGACAGUAGUCAGCCCACUGCUUUGACUACGUACUUUAAACAGAAAAUUAAAUGCUUCAAAUAAAUUGUCAUGGCAUUAUUUCUGUCCCUUGACCUGUCAUGGUUGUUUUGUGCAUAGGCACUCUGUACCCCCAGUGAACCCAACUAGGGUAGGAAAUCUGUUUAAAACAAAACAUCAUCAUCUGGUGCAGUCACCCACCCUACAUAGACCAAACAGCUAAAACGACAUGACGUUCAUUUGCUUGGCUACUGGUCUAGAGACAGACAUAGGUCUGGUCAGAAAGAAAACUCUGAGGAGGUGUCGAGGAAGUGGCCACCUUCAGACUGAAUUUAAGUGGAGCUGUUAUUAAGUGAUGCGUAUGCAGCCUGUGACAUGGAAAAUGAGUUCUGGGCGAGGGAGUUACAGAUUAAAUUCUCUAGUGGUCCUGGUAGUCACUGUGAUUCAGGCCUGUUUUGCUAAACUUAAAAUUCUUUUGAGAACUUUUAGUUCAAUUCUGGACAUAACAAUAUAGGUGGCUCGCUUCUUGAAUAUUGGUUAUGAUAAGGGCCAUAAGUUGCUGAUAUGAAGAAACUAAUAGCAUCCAGUAGGUCAAGCGAAUGAAAAGUCACCCAUGUAGAGACCCAGCCCGGGUUGCCUCCUGGGAAACCCUGCUGUCUGAAAUUUGGUGAACUUGAGUAGGUCGUCCCCUACAUGUGUGUGGUUCUCCUGAAGGCAGACAUGUAUAUGUAUAAAGUCCUCCUAUGCCCUGUCAAGAAGAGAGUGGCCUGUGUUCAUCAGAAAAAGGGGAAGACAGGAGAACAAACUGUGAGAUCAUGUGGUAGUAUGCUCACCCUUCCCCUCCCCUGCUAAGAAAAAGCUGCACUGAGAUGUAGGCAUAAAACGGCAAAGUGCAGUGGCUUCCAAAGUGCAUAGUGAUGUUAUCCUUUGUUAUUGUAGGCACCAUUAUCUUACUGGAAGUGUAUGCAUGGAGAAUUGAAAUAAAAGGGGAACAACGCACAAACCCUAAGUGUUCCCUUCACUCUUUCUUCCUCCUCAGCUAUGUUUACCCUGAACCGAUUCAUUUGGGGGGAGGGUGCAUAUUUAUUAAAGGGGAAGCAACAUGGGGUUCUCACUUUUCAGUUGAUCUUGUUUGAUUCUGAGGCAUCUUUCCCCGUGGGCACAGAUGUGUGUCUUUCAUUCUGGGUCCUCUUAGUUGCCACUGCUUGAGCUUCUGGAAUACUUUUGCUCUUCUGGGUUUUCAAUUCCUCUCUGAUUAUCCUUUGUCUAUGCCAAGCAAAACAUGCUCCAGUGAUAAAAUCAAAGGCAUAUAUGGUGUUUUGCAAAAUUACUUGUUUCCAGCUUCCAUGAACGGGAGCCAAACUUUGAUUCUCAUACAUUUUCUUUCACUACAGUUCCACCCCUUCCACUCUGUGGUUUACACACUGAAUUAACCCAGAGAACUUUAACACUGCCAUUUCUGCCGUGCCCUGGAAGAUGUCAAGCUGUGGAAUCUGACUAACCUUGGCCUGCUAGGUGAUUUUUACUGGAAUUAAUAAGACUUUGUGAACUCUCAGGUGGAACUCUUUGUCACCUCCACUUGACAUAGCAAUUUUCAAGGGAAAAAUGAACACAGUUAUUUUUCCCUCCAGUGACAGUCUGGCAAAUAAAUGUUUUUUUCCCCAAUUUGCAUGCUGGGUUAUAGGUGUAGCAUGGACCAUUUCUCUCUCUAAUGUCUUGAUAUUGAUGGUAUCUUGCAAUCUUGAUGGCCCAGUGUUUCAAUUUAUUUAUUUUCUUCUAUGUUGUCAAAAUACCACACUGGAGGAAGAAUCAGAGUGAGCAUCCUGUGUUCCAAGUUAACAUCGAGUUAGGUGUCCUUUGUGUAGGAUGGCACAGUGAUUAAUGUCUGCAGAGAAAUUAGACCGAAUGAAACCUGCUGGAAUGAGUUUGAUUUAUAUUGCUUUCAUCAUUCUGGUUCUCAAUGAAGUGGUUAUUGCUCUCCACCUUUGCUGAAAGAAUAGAGUCUUAAACUUUGAUAAUCACAGUGUUGUGAUGUGAACACAAAGAGUAUUUGUCUUAAACGUCUGUUUUUUGUUUUUUUUUUUCAUCUUGCCAUACACAUCAGAAUGGAGGUUCUUUAUUCAGUGACUUCCAUCACAAACUUUCUGGCAGUGUUUUCAACCCUCAGUCUGCCCAAAAGUCACGUGUGGCACUUGUUAAAAAUUCCUCCGCCCUAACCCCUGAAAGUUUUCAGAAACUUCAAGUAGUGCCAAGGAAUCUGCACUUGGGUCUACUAUUCUUAAUAAUUUGGAUGGGACAGUCUGUGGACCUUACUUUCAGAAACUCUGCUAUUUUAGAGACUACGCAGGGGUCAGCUUUUCUCUCACUUCCUAGUGGCACUUCCUUUCCACUACAAAUAAGUCAAAGCAUGCAUUCCCUACUAAGAGAAAAGCCUGAAGAAGCCCAUACCAGGGCUAGGGUAGAGUGAGUUUCCGAGAUCCUUUUACCCUUUUGUCUGUCAUCCAUAACCUCUUGUCCAUUUUUCUUGUGCUUGUAUCUUUUGCUAAUUUAUUUGUUUUUACCAAACUAGAAGCCUGUAUAAAUAGUUUUGCCCCUGGGUAGAGGGGAGCACAGCUCUGAGUGAGAUGUAUCCUAGUAAUGCCCAACAGGCAAUAAAAAUAAGGAACUCACCCAAGGAGAGAAGGAGAGUUCAUCUCCAGGCCCUUAGGCAGUUGGAGUCAGGAGCUUGAGAGUGGUCUCUAAUUCCAUCAUGUGGAAGGACCCAUAAGUUGGGUCCAUUAUGAACAUAUGCACAUGUCAUCGAAAGUACUAUGCAAUGAUCAGUGAAUUUAGCUGUGUUUCACCAAUAAAAUGCAUUGAGUUGCUAUGUUUAUCCAAUUUGACUCACACAGGACUGUGAAGCUCUUAGAGAGUUGAAGACUCUGAUCCUCAACAUUAAUUAAAAACUUCAAGCAAACCCUGGAGGGAGACUAAAUAUAAAAAAAGAAAUAAAGAGUGAAUGCAAACUAGUGGUCAUAUUCCAUGUAUAAUGGCACAGAGUUCUGUAACUUUCUAGUCUCUCUGACUGGGGGAGAUGGCCAUACCCUGAUUGUUUGGACAGAAACCUUUCGGAGGGCUUCAGUGGUCUGGUUGGUUCUGUCCCUGUAACAACUGGAGAGGCACCAUUUUUCCUUCCACUGUAAGAAACAGAAUGAAUGGCUUAAAUUCACAUUUGUUGGGAUUGUCAAUGAAUAUUUAGGUAAGGCUGCUGCCAAAGGAAAGUGGACAAUGGCUAGUGAAAUGAAUGAGCUUGAGCCACUAGUUCAGGUUACUUGGCCAUGAUUUCUAAAACUGGGAUCUGAUUCUGCUUGCCUCCCCUCUUCUACUUCCCAAGUGGGAUCCCUUCACUGCUCCAGCUUUGUAACCUUUUAAAAAAUGUUCCUCUUGUUUGUGAACAAAUUAUGUUGCUUAUUGGUUAAAGAAUUUUUGGUUCCUUAAUUGUUCUUCUUGAUUUACUUUGAAAAGGUGAAGAAAAAUGUACCCUGGCCCAGCAACUAUCAAGGGGUUGCUUUGGUGACAGGGACAGUAAUUUUCCUGCUAAUCAGCACUUAAGGCCAACUGGAGGAUUUAGUAAGUCUCCUUUAUCCUGCAGCCUCUUCCAUCUUGUCAGUUUAUUCUUAGCAUUGACCUUUAAGGUAAUUCACCUGCAUUUGGACAAUAAAAACCAACAUAUCUCCCAACUGUCUCCCUGCUGAAGUGGACUCCAUCCAUCACACAUGGAAGCAGGAUUGAUGCACUAGUAGUGGAGAAUUCUGGGUUGCUUUGUAAUUGCACUACAUGUGAGCGUGUGAGCAUGUGGAUGUGCAUGUACACACAUGUGCAGUUGUUAGGUCGGUGAUGAGUCAUUGGCUAAGGCCGGUGGAGACAGUCUUUAGUUACAAAGUUUCACAGCUUUUAAUUCAGUACAGUAGUUCCUGCUGAGGGUGUUGGUCCUUGAGAAUGUUGAGUAAGGCUGCUCUCUUGAUGUGAAAUUCAAACAGAUUUCUGGGUAAAAGUCAAACUUGUUUUCAUUUGUAUAGUGAACUAGUGGUGCCUUCCUCAAAAAAAAAAACAAAAAAAAAACAAGAAAGGAACGAGAGAGAGAAAAAGAAUGUUUUGAAAUCUAAAACAAAUUGAGGGUUCACGUGGAUCAUCCCUGGUCUCUCUCAGCUGCAGCCAGUGGUCAGUGGUUUGUGCCUGUAUGUGAGAGACAGGGACAACUGCAGGAGACGCUGUCUCUGAUUUGGUGGUUUAUGUGCAUUUAAGGUAGUGACUGUCACAGGGGGUUGCUUUUGCAUCCCAUGGGACAUUUGGCAAUGCCUGGGGACAGUUUUGAUUGUUGUGACUUGAGAGGUGUUAUAGACAUUGAAUAAAAAAAGAACAGGGAUGCUGUUAAACACCCCACAGUGCACAGUAGAGCCCCCACAAUGAAUUAUUCAGCUCCAAAUGUCAAUAGGACUGAGGUUGAGAAACCUGAGUUAAGAGUUGGCUCAAAUUUUUCAAGGCAUUCCUACCAUGUAGACAAAGACCUUUAGGUCAAGAGAUAGGAUGAAGUAGAAGAAGAAUUAAUCAUUGGUUCCACCUUAAAGCUGUACAGGGUUUACCUGAUGUUAAAUACAACUAUCUCCUCAUACAGAUGUGACCACUGAGGUUUAGAGGGAGAACUGCAUCCCUUUUCUCCAUACUGUGGCCGUGAUGGACAGGCCUGUGGUUUAGGCCUCUGCCUUCUGCUUCAGUCUCUCUCUGCUUCUGAAAAAUGAUACUUCAGUGAAGACAAAAACCUUUUAACAGCUAGAUGUGUUUAUUACAAAGCAGAAUGGGAGUGCUUUCAGUUCACCUGACACUAUCAGAGAUGUUUUUAAACUGAUUAAUAGCAAACAAGAAGGUGCUCUCAGAAAUGAAAUAGAUAAAAGGGAGAAACUAUAGUUAGAAGAUACCAAUGAUUUCAUUGGCUUUAACUGCUCAUUGUGGACUUUGUUUAAGCUUAUCCCUCACUAACGAUAACCCUUAGAUCUUGGAAAACGUGAUCCUCAGACUCACACAGGUGGCCCCAUGCCCUUGUCUUCAAAGAUAUGAAAAUUCCAAGCACAGAUUCUGGUUGCUUAGCCUUAUGUCAUGUAUAUGCACUGAUUUUAUUAAGACACAAAACAUAUUUGUGUCUUAAAUAAUUUGACUUUUUCUUUUAAUUGAUCAUACCAAACUCCCUGUGAUAGAAUAAAGGCUCAAUCAUUCUAUCCCCAUUGAAUACAGGGGAAACCGAGGACCUAGGGGGUUGGUUAGCAUAAAUUUAUUUAUCUGUUCAUUCAUUGAUUCAGCAGGUAUUUGCUGCAUGCAUUUGAUCCUGCAGGUGCCCGCUGUGAGAUUCUGCUAGAAAAUCAAACUUGGGAUAUCGAACUUGAAUUCAGAUUGCCUAAAUCCUAGACUGACAUUAUUUCUUUAUAUAGUUCUGAUCAACAUUCUAGACUUAUAGUUUAAAUAUGGUUAUAAAUAAUGUAUAUUAAGGAGUUACUAUUAUGUACUGGAAACUCCACUAAGUGCUUCAUACACCUCAGCAUAUUUAAUGCUAUCGUAACCCAAUGAAAUAGGCCCUGUUCUCAUCUGUGUUUGCAGAUAAGUUCAGGGAGGCUCAGAUAGGUAAAGUGGCACAUAAUUCCACAGUGGCAGACUCAGUUUAUUUUUUGGGUUAAGCCACUCAAAGGCUGAUGGCUUAACCACAUCGCAUCACAACCUUUUCCCUUCACAUUUCUCAUUUCUUCUACUCCAUGCAAAAGAUAGUGAGGAAGAAUCCAGACCAAUGCCCUCCUGAAAAUUGUUGGCUAUUUUCCAUGGCAAACCCCAAUAGAUAGGCAUCUCCCCAGGAAAUAAAGGAAAGGCAGACUUGGAGGGUUACUUUUGCCUAGCACAAACUGUACUUUAUGACACAAGCCUGAUGGAGGGGCAGCAAUAUUGUAGACCAAGCAGCUGGUGAGUACUGAUACCCCGUGAAACCCAAAGUGGCCAGAUAGCUUCCACGCCAGGAGGACUGCACCUGCCACCACUCACUGUGCUGUUUCCACAUUAUCAGGGCAAAUUUCAUGAGAAGUAGAAUAGGCAGAUGUGCCUGUGUGUGUGUGUACAAGAAUGUAUCUGCCAUUGUCAUCUUUUGGCUUUUUAAGCAAUCAUGGGCUUUGUUCAAGACAGGUCAGGAAUCCAAGUGUGACUAGCUGCUCCCAGCAUCUCAUGACUACUGUGCUAAGUUGGGAAAAUGAGAGACAGCUACAGAAAAGAGAUGGCACUGAGAUAUGUGAGUGUGUGCAAGAGGCGUGUGUGUGCAUGUGUGUUGCCUAUGUGUGUUCAUGUAGAAAAUUUUGUGUAUAUGUGUAUAUAUAUUUGUACAUCCAAAUGUAUAUAUCUAUAUCUAUACUUAUGUAUACAUACAUAAAUGAAUCUCAUAGUUUGUAACUCUGGAAUUUUGAG
Molecule: messenger RNA, 11079 nt
Organism: Artibeus jamaicensis (Jamaican fruit-eating bat)
Lineage: Eukaryota; Metazoa; Chordata; Mammalia; Chiroptera; Phyllostomidae
Gene: KCTD16
Product: potassium channel tetramerization domain containing 16
Exons: 3
Coding region: 1122-2408 (428 amino acids)
Biological process (GO): regulation of G protein-coupled receptor signaling pathway; protein homooligomerization
Cellular component (GO): presynaptic membrane; postsynaptic membrane
Molecular function (GO): protein binding
Source: RefSeq, a predicted model, not a curated record